AGUGACCUUCGCUAGUCGUUGUAGUCCCAUGUUCCAGACAUGCGUGAUGAAUGGGAUCAUUCUCUGACGAAAUUAUACGAUACAACUGCUACUUCGGCAUCAAAUUGUCCUGUCGAAGGUUCGGAACAUUUGUUCAAUAUCAAUACUAUACUAGAACAGCAAGCAUGCGCUCACAUAAUGACGGCCCCUGAUACAGUGCCCGGGCCCGCACUGGCGCAGUUCUUAAAAUGGUCCAGGAAAAACUAGAAACCAGUCCGCGUUUACCUACCGCACAACCCUCUUCGUCCCCGCUGACAAGGAGCAAGCCGCAGCCACCUUCCCCCACACAGCUGCUACAAGAAUUUUUCCGCGUCCGCCAGUUGCAUCGCUGCACCCCCGCCCAGGGUCCACAGUUUCUGAUCGUGACAACCAACGAAAAUUUGGCAACCAGCGUCGCGAAAAGAUUGCGCAAACGAAUCAGCAGCUGCAGCUCGUCCCGGCCGCCGCACGGGAAUAAAGAUGCAGACCCGGAGCUGCGCGGUCGCGCAGUGACGGCAAAACAAAACCCACGUGCCGAUGAAAGCGAAGUUCCGUUGGAACAACGACCUGCCGUUUUACAACUCAACGCUACAACAACCAGCCCAACAACCCCCUCCUGCGCAAUCCGCGCCGCGAGAAUCCUGGUCGCCACCUGCAGCAGUACUACUUUCUUUGACGCCCUGCCACUAAUUUGGAAAAGAAUCUCCUAUCUCGCGGUUUUAGUAACGGGAGCUACUACAAGUUCCGAUGCGGCGAAACGACUGAUUACAGAUGCAGUGAGGCGAAGAAUCCAAAAGUCGAGCUGCAAAGUGGUUUUGUUUUUCGGCAGAAGUGUGAACUUGUGGAAGUUCGAAACGACGAAUGGAAGACGGAAUCCUGCUGCACAACAUGGUCCUGUCGUGCGUGUGCAUGGAGCCGAAAACAUCACAGAAAACCACUUCGUUGGAAAGCAAGACGACAGCUCCAGCGCCGGCAAUUUCGAAUACCACACGAACAUUAGCAACAGAAUUGAAAAUGCGAGCAAAGAAGGCCAAUCGGCUUCGGAGGUAGAAGGCCGAGACGAAGAUUCGUCGCAGGAUCAUGAUUCGAAACCCUGUAGUUCCCCCGAUCAUCCGGACGCACCUCAACUUCCCGACGCAGAAGAAAAGCAACCUACUUCACCUCCCACGGACGUAGCAGGGAGUGAAACAGUGCCUCCGGCGAUUGGUGUAGCAACUACGAAUAUUCAAACACCUCUUCAUCAUCCGAAGGGUGAGCCAGUUGCUCUUGCUGCUGUUGUUGCACCUACUUCGGAAAAUAGCAACUCAGGUCCGCCGGUGGUGAAUCUGAAUGACGAAGAAGAGCCAGCGACAAGCCACGAAUAUCUGAUAUCAGCACGGGCUUGCCAUCAACCCUUAUGCGCUGUCGUCCCCGGAGAGGCGGAGGCCAAACAGGAAAAAUUUUCACUGUCUCACAGCAACGCGUCGGAAGCGAGUCAGCAAAUGGAAACCGUUCUGACCAACGAUGAAGCCUUUUCGCCUAUACGAAAGGAAAUAUGUAACGAUGGGAGAACGAGAAACAUCGCCUCCCUCUCUCCCUCACGACAAAACGAAAACGAGCAGUGCAGAUCCCCAACAAAAUCAAAAUCUGACCGUAAUGACAGCGCGUUUUUAGAUACUGGCCGUCUUCCCUCUGCAAAGCAGUUCGAAAACGACGUUCGGGCCGCAACGUCGCUGCGAAACUCUUCAGAAACGAUCCAAACUAGCCUGUUGAUCUCCAAUGCCGCAACUCCAGAGUUUGGCUGUCGUGCCAGCAGCGAGACACGCCAGCAGCCCAAAGUAGACGCAUGCGCUUCUGAUGGUACGGAGGAUCAUGUACAUGUUCAUGUAGCCGAUUUGUCACCACGAGAAUUACAAACUUCGUCAGCCACAGCUUCUGCGUCAAUGCCCGCUACUUUCCACAACAGCAUAGCUUCAUUUUCUACAUCGUGUCGUCCUCCUGAGAAAGACACCAAGAUGCAGGACGCUAACUCGCAACAACCCGUCGCGAUCAAGAUGAUGGAUUCAACAUCGGUUGCUCCGCGCAGCCGCUCCGCUUCGAGUCGGAGUGUGGUAUUUUUUUCGCCGGCGAACUCCCCGAUGGUGUCGCCAACCGGAGGGAGUGUCACUCAGGAGGCCGUGUUUUCGCCCAUCAAAGAUGUUGUUGUAGAAGCCCACGAGGAAGACCACGGAGAUGGACUUCAGUCAACCCUCGAAGCCGCGUCACCUGGUCCUCUAAUGGUGGAAGUACCCUCUCGUGGUGCAACCUCACCCCCCGUACAUCAUGUUUGCUCUGUACCCGUAGAACCCCCCGCACCUGGCAGCAACGUGUCAACGACCGCUGCAACAGAAAACGAUGCUGGUACGAACACCGAGGAUACAGCUACGGAAGUGGGCAAGGAAUUGGCGACCGCUCAGGCGAACUCGGUGGUAGCGAGAAUCCAGGGCACAAGCACGUCCGCUUCAUCGUCGUCCUCCCGUGGUCCUGGAGAUGACGCACGGGCAGAAGGCGAAAUUAGUCGUUGCGCUUUCUUAUCAGGUGUUUCCGAACCGGCUGUGGACUUAGCUGCAGCAGAAGGAGCUGGCGAGACAACUUUGAAAAGAACUACGUGCAACCAGGUAGACGGGCUCGGGCUCGACGCAGGCAAGCCUCCUCCAGGAGCAUCAACGUUUCUACUUCAUUACAACCGGCAGUCCCAAACCGUCUACACAGCUACAACCUCCCAGUUCCUGCCGCUAUUGCUUCCGCAAUACAAGCAUUUGGAAACCCGAAUUCUCGACCUCCUGGGCCUGCCCGGGGUACUUGCACUUUCGCAAAAGACGAGCACCAACUUACACCUGUACGACGCGGCACAGAUGAAAAUAAGAAGCGAUAGUUCGGCUCGAGCAGUGGUUCCACGACUGCAGCCCGUGUUGGGAAAGUUGAUAGAGGAGUAUGAAAAGGCAGGUAUUCUCCGGUCCGGCCCUGGAGAUAAGAAAGGCAUGUCUGGCCGAUCAUCGUCAUCAUCAUCACGAAAUACAGGCUGUGAAAGAGCGCAAGCUCAUCUCGUCAUCCUCCCCGACCGCGCCUUCGUGCACCCAUUUUGGACGAUUUUGGUCAAAGCCAUCAUUGACAGAGGAUUCAACGGCGCGCAGGUGCGCGAGGUGGUGCAGAAAGUGGCGGAAGAAACAGGCGAGCUUGCGCAACUAUUCAGCCCCUCGUGCUCCCACGGAGAUCAUGCGGAGGGAGCAAAAGCCGCCGCUUUCAAAAUUUACGUUACCUCCCUUGCCAUGGUUGUCGAGCAGGCCAGCAAAGAACUUCUACCCCGGCGUGGUGAUGGCAGCCGUGCAGCGGCGUUCCACGAUUCCGAAAAUAGCAAUGGAACGUGCAUUUUUUACGGAGAUCAUUUUACGGACUUUUUGUUCGGGGAAGUGGAAGAAAACUGCAAAAAUGUCGCUGCGCGAAUCAUGUCUUUGGAGGAUGCAAUCGAGACACUGCUUUUUGGAAAGCCAGCUGCCUCUGCUGCAACGACAAGGUCGUUACUGACGCCCACCAGUACUUCUAUCGCAGACCCCGCUCCGCAGCUUGAUGGAAGUAGGACCGAGUUGACGACAGCUGCAGUGGACGAGACUGUUGGUGGAAGGCCAGCGCAUACUAAUACGUCGAAGCCUACCACUUCAUCCAACGCAAAUAUAGGCACCUCGUUCGACCGAGAAAAACAACAAGAGUUCGCAGACACCAAUCAUCAAAAUGGAAAUGCAAACUCCCCACCGGCAAAAUUAUCUUCGUCCGCGAGGAACGCGACCUAUGCUUCCCUUCUCUCGCCCUUUGCUCGGGGCAAGCAGAUUCUGACGAGCGUUUUGGAAAAGCUUGCGUCGCCAGCGAGAGCUAUGCAACUUGGCCUACAGAAACAGGUCGUAGACCACCGAAAAGUACACGAGUUAGUGUCCAGCAGCGACGACGGCAUCAUAGACGAGGACGAAUACAUCAGCGAGCUGGAAGGUGAAACUAGCACAGGCGCCACGCAGGCUCAAAUUGCCAAAUCAACCUCUCUCGUCGUCGCAACUGCGCAGCCAGACGCUACUCCAAGACGAAACUGCCCAUUAAAGCCGUUUUGCCGAGAUGCUUUUCGUAAUGUUGGGUCUUUACUCCGCGAAAAGACUGAUGAAAGCCAUGCUGGUUCAUCUACAGUGUCCUCAGCAAGAUGCGCAUCGAGAGGAAGCGCGGUGGCCUCAUCGGGUGCAAUCGUAUUGGAACCGCAAGAACCACCACCAGCCCCGCAAUAUACCAGGUCCCCCUCCUCCUCUGAGGAACAGGCGACGACGCUGGCAGUAAGUGCACGACCUGCAGCACAGGAGCCGGCACAACUGGACCAGCCUGGGGUGGAGCAACAAGGGUCAGUAGCAGCGCCUCAAGCAGCGGCAGCAGAAGGUAUUCAGGUACCAGUUCGGCGACCACCACCGCCGCUCCCACUUCCCGCAGCAUCAACAACACAACACAAGAACCCCGUCUCGAUAGUCUGCGAAUGGUUCCAGCAGCAACCGAUCUCUUGCACUCCCACGUUUAGCAACGAGUGCGUGGGCGGCCCUGAUCAUCAAAAAAUGUUUCAGGCCACGUUAAAAAUUCCCUUCUGGCCGGGCGAGCCGACCUUUACUUCCGGCGUCCAGUCAAGUAUGAAAAACGCACGGAAGGAUUGCGCAGAAAAGAUUUUGGCGGAUCCAGGGUUUCGGAACUAGUAACACGGCAGUUUGAUGGUUGAGUGACUUGUUGAAACGGCUUUGGGUGCUGAACGCAGUUGGGGUAGUUGUUGAAGAAAAGCAUUGCUCUUGAUGCGGUUUCGAGAUGAUACACAUCACAACAGGAAGACGGAUCUUUCUAUGUUAAAAUGAACAGGUUCCGCAGAGAACUUGCGGCUGUACUAGCGAUGAGCAACUGAUUACCAUUCCACAACGGCUGCGCUGCUGUCAAGAAAUAAGAA
Molecule: messenger RNA, 4993 nt
Organism: Amoebophrya sp. A120
Lineage: Eukaryota; Dinophyceae; Syndiniales; Amoebophryaceae
Source: the annotation of a GenBank genome assembly